AUGGCGGAUCCGCGUGUUGUGACUCUUGUUCACAGCCUCCGUGAACGCUUGGAUGCUACUCUAGCAGAUCAUCCUAAUGACAUGUUGUUGAUUCUGUCAAGGAUUGAAGAGCAUGGAAAAGGAAUCCUGAAAACGCACCAGCUUCUUGCUGAGUUUGAAGCAAUUUGCGAAAGUGACAAAGAAAAACUGCAGGAUCAUGCAUUUCAAGAAGUUUUAAAGUUCACACAGGAAGGCAUUGUGCUGCCUUCGACUACGGCCCGGGGUUUGGGAAUAUGUGCAUGUCAAUGUCCUGAAUUGUUUCUUUGUGAAUCUCUCGUCAAUUUGGCUGAGCAGUACUCUUCCAUUGGAAAUGGAGUCGAAUUCCUCAACAGGCACCUCUCUGCAAAGAUGUUCCAUGACAGAGAUAGCUUGACCCCUCUUCUUGAUUUCCUCGGAAUGCACCACUAUAAGGGCAAGACAAUGAUGCUAAAUGACAGAAUACGAAACCUAAAUUCUCUCCAAGCAGUUCUCAGGCAGAGGAAUACCUGUCAACACUUCCUUCAGAAACACCAUACUCGGAAUUUGAACAUAAGCUCCAAGAGAUCGGAUUGGAGAGAGGAUGGGGUGAUAAUGCUGAACGAGUGUAUGAGAUGA
Molecule: messenger RNA, 633 nt
Organism: Fraxinus pennsylvanica
Lineage: Eukaryota; Viridiplantae; Streptophyta; Magnoliopsida; Lamiales; Oleaceae
Source: the annotation of a GenBank genome assembly